Messenger RNA from Argiope bruennichi, 1702 nucleotides. RefSeq lists its product as uncharacterized. Gene Ontology annotation, molecular function: protein binding. Bases 107 to 1306 code for a protein of 399 amino acids. The transcript is spliced from 5 exons. Lineage: Eukaryota; Metazoa; Arthropoda; Arachnida; Araneae; Araneidae. The record is from RefSeq and is a predicted model, not a curated record.
GGCAUCACACUUCCGACUCGAGAUCCCGGCCUUUAAAAGCUACCCCUUAUCUAUUUAACAGACAAAGAGCAGUCACAGAUUUUAAAGGAAGAAGGUGUCUGAGACAAUGUUUCCAAUACUCGCAGUCUUCCUCUUCCUUUGUACAACGGCCAGCAGAGCCGGGGAUCCAUGCCCUCCAAAAUCAGAAUUAGGGACCUGCACUUGCAACCAUGUCCAAAUUCCCACUGGUAUUGCUACAACACUUCCUCCGAUUCCGCUUAAAAAUAGCACCAUCCAACCUGAAGUGGACCGGGACUUGGCUUUCAUGACACCAGCCCACAGACCAACUGUCGAAGACAACAAAAAUUGUUCCACGUACACAGAGGUCAUCUGCAAGGGCAGCAAAACUAUCACUUCACUUGAGGAGACGAUAAAAUUCGCCUUGCAUAGGAAACUGAUUGACAAGCUAGUUGUUUCAAAUGUACCCGCCCUCAAAGAGCACACCCUAGUCAGGCUACCUGCUCGGUGGUUGCUGAAUGCUCGAAUAAGGCAAUUUGAGAUUCGAGAUACUAUCCUCUCCGGGGAUUUCGUGUGGUAUGGUAGCCCCUUUGAUGGUCAGGCCGACACUCUACUCUGGUUGAGCAUUUACCGCUGUUCGCUGUACGGGUCCUUGUCUUUUGAAGAUCCGGGCACUGUUCACACCAAGGGCCUCCAUCUGCUGCCUCAUUUGGAAGGAGUGGAUCUCUCCCUCAACCACCUGACCAUUAUCAGGGGGUCGGCUUUCCGCACACCACCUGUCAAUCUCUCUACCAUUCUACUGUCUCGCAACAGCCUGCAAACGAUAGAAGCCAGUAGUUUUCAGUAUGUGGUCUAUCUCAGAUGCAUAGAUCUGUCCCAUAAUCUUUUGGAGGCUGUAACAAGGAACAUUUUCGCUUCUCCAGCGAGGUUUCUAGAAAAGAUAGAUCUCAGCUGGAAUUUCUUGAAAAAUUUACCACAGGACUUUUUCGUUAACAUGCCUUCUCUAAAGAUUGUAGACUUAUCCAAGAACUUCCUGCAUACCAUGCCCGAUAAGCCUUGGGCCGCAGUUUGGAAGCAACUGACAUUCCUCGAUGUCACAGGCAAUUUCAUCGACUGCGAUUGUAACCUUUUGUGGCUGCUAUCCAUUCUUUCUCCCGCCGACAAGAACGCCACCACUACCCCGGCUCCUACGACCCUCCCCGGGCAGAUUAUCCGGGGCAGCUGCUUCCAGAAUUCCCAGAUGCCCGGAUAUUACUCCGCUGAUAACGACCUCAUUCGCCUGACAAGAGGCCAGUUGAUGUGCGACUAAGAUUUCGAAGAAUUAUUCUGGAUGGAAUAUCAUCGUUGCAUAUAUAUAUAUAUAUAUAUAUAUAUAUAUAUUUACAUUUCGUUAAUGUUUUGCAAGAGAACAAUUAAAAAAAACAACUGUUCAUUAAAUAUGUAGAAAAUGAAUUGUAUAUCGGCGUAUUUAUGCAAUAGAAAAAAACAAAAACACGAAACAUAUUUAAAGCUAUUGUUGUUUUCAUGAAACAUGGUAAAAAUAAUUCUAGCGUUAAAAUGUUCCAAAAAUAUUUGUAGCAUUAUAAAUUGUUUGUUCAUCAACGGAUUUAAAUUUUAUAUAGCAAAUAUACAACUAGGUAUAAUUUAUAAUAAUGAAUCGAAAAUUCACAAAAAUGAUAACUUCCAGUUCAUACAAUUGUACACU